Suncus etruscus (white-toothed pygmy shrew) is the source of this 4808-nucleotide messenger RNA. It is a transcript of the gene SHROOM2, whose product is annotated as shroom family member 2. Gene Ontology annotation, biological process: actin filament organization. The record is from RefSeq and is a predicted model, not a curated record. Gene Ontology annotation, cellular component: cortical actin cytoskeleton; adherens junction; apical plasma membrane. Bases 1 to 4560 code for a protein of 1519 amino acids. NCBI's taxonomy places the organism in Eukaryota, Metazoa, Chordata, Mammalia, Eulipotyphla, Soricidae. Gene Ontology annotation, molecular function: actin filament binding. The transcript is spliced from 10 exons.
AUGGACGCGGCUGAGCCCCGCGCGCGGCCCGAGCGCCUGGCCGAGGCCGAUCGGCUGGUGGAGGUGCAGCUGAGCGGCGGCGCCCCGUGGGGCUUCACUUUGAAGGGCGGCCGCGAGCACGGGGAGCCGCUGGUCAUCACCAAGGUCGAAGAAGGCAGCAAGGCGGCAGCAGGGGACAAGCUGGUGGCUGGGGACGAGAUCGUGGGCAUCAACGGUGUGGCGCUGUCGGGCUUCCGGCAGGAGGCCAUCUGCCUGGUCAAAGGCUCCCAUCGCAGCCUCAAGCUGCUGCUGAGAAGGAGCAGUGAGCACAGCUGGAGACCGCACUCGUGGCAUGCCACCAAGUUCUGUGACAGCCAGUCUGAUACUGCCACGGCACAUGUCGCCUCCGCUGGUCCAUCCUGGCACAGCCGCCACCAUGCCAGCUCGUCCUCCUGCGACCUGCUGGGCACUUGGGACCAAGCGGGUCUGCAGCGCACAUCCGGCCACUCCAGCUCCCUGGGCAGCGUAGACAGCCUGGAACAGCGCUCGCAGCCCCAAGGCUCCCCACCCGGCCACCUGUCGGCCGCCAAAUCCAGCAGCAGCAUUGAGCACCUGGGCGGGCCUGGCACGCGCGACUCGGCCUAUGGCUCGCUGUCCACCAGCUCCGGCACCCCCGACCCCACACUGCCCCGCACUGACGCCUCAUCUGCUGAUAACCUGCUCUACAAAGUCGGGCUCUGGGAGGCUUCCAAGGCCGGAGGCCGCGCUGGGGAUGAGCGACCAGGAUCCUUCCCCUCUCGCGUGCCCGGGACUGGCCGAAGCAGUCCAGAGCCCAAGACUCUGCCUGCCACCCGCUCUAGUUUCGGGCCCGUUUGGCAUGUGCCGGAGAAGACCAAAACCCCUGGAUUCCCACCGCCGGCACCCCCACUGCGCUCUGACAGCUUUGCGGCCACCAAGAGCCACGAGCAAGCCCAAGUAUCUGACACGGUGCACACCCGCACUCCAGCCAGCAGUCUCGGGAAGCCAGCACACACCAGUGACACCCAGCGGAGGCCUACGGGCCUGGACUGUGCCUCUGAUCUGCACCUGGAGGGAGGCUGGGCCUCCUGUGAUGUGGCAGCAGGCAGCUUCGGCCGGCUUCAGGCCUGGCUGUCCAGCUCGGAUGUCCGUUUGCCAGCACCACCAUCACAGUAUGGGGUCCAACACACACGGCAAGGCAGUCAUGACGGUCUCAUCCACCAGGGCCAUAGGGAGCCACCAGGGCCCCGAAACCCUGCGGAGGGUGUCCCCACCCUGCACAAUCAGCUUCGCUGGGUGGACACAGGCGAGCCGAGGCCAGAAGUGGCCGGGCCAGGACCCUAUCAUUGUGUGGCUGCCAAACACUGCCCACUGGCGGCUUCCCAGGGUCCACUGACCUGGGCAGGGUCCUGGCAGGGGGACAAGUCUGCAGCUGCCCAGGCAAGGGGUCUAAGCACUGGACAGCACCCUCCACAGCAUGAGCUUGUCCAGGUGAAAGAAAAGGGACUUGCCGGGGACUGGUCCCGAGGCAUUGAGGACCCAUCAAGAACCGGGUGUGUGGACACAGCCAGGACGAAAGCAGAUGUGGGUGGCAGAGUCUGCUCGAAUGACACGCUGCUGCUGCAUUCUUUGGCCCAAGAGGGACGAUCCGAGGACAGCCGCUGGGCUGGCAACCAGACGCUACCAGAGGCCAGCGACAGCCCCGUGGGGAAGCCCCUGCGCCGAAGCGACCGCUUUGCCACCACACUGAGGAACGAGAUUCAGAUGCGUAGGGCACAGUUGCAGAAGAGCCGGAGCACUGUGGCGCUGAGUGAAGAACAGCCUGAGCCUGGGGGUUGCUGGCGAGCAGAUCCAGAAGGACCCACAACAGGGAUGGCAGCCGGGCCUACAGCUGGACCUACAGCUGCAUUCUCGGGCAGCUAUAAAGAGCACCUCAAAGAGGCCCAAGCCUGGGUGCUGAGAGCCACGUCGUUCAAGCGCCGAGACCUGGAUCCCAGCCCCACCGACACUCGAACUGGUGCUGCUGAGAACCGGCCUGAUGAGCGCAGUGGCCCUGCCUGGAUGGCUGUAGUCAGCGCUGCUGUCCCUGGCUCCUCUGAUGCGGUGGUCCCAGGGCCGCCGGUGUCCCGCAUUGGGGGCCGGAGGCGCUUUACUGCCCAGCAGAAGCUCCGGUCUUACUCGGAACCUGACAAGAUGCAUGAGGUGGGGCUGCCGCCAGAGUCCCCAGACGAGCCGUACCAGGCCCUGUCCAGGGACGCUGUGGGCAGCUUUGCCGAUCGGCGCAAGUUCUUUGAGGAGACCAGCAAGUCCAGUCCCCUACAGCCUACACACAGGCCAGCUGGUUCAGGCCUGCCCAAGGAGAAGGCGACAGUGGUCCGAGGUCGGGGACCUGAGUCCUGGGUGCCUGGCUGCAUGGUGGCCAGCAGUGGGAGCUACCCCGAGGCUGGGGAUGCCAGCCAGCAGGCAAGGCGGGAGCAGCCAGAGAGACUCGGCACCUUCGCAGAAUAUCAGGCAUCGUGGAGGGUGCCCCGGAAAGCACUGGAAGCCCGUGGGGCCGGGAGGUGCCACUCGGCAGACGACAUCCUGGAUGUGAACCUGGAACAGCCACGGCCUCGGCCCAUGCACGGGAGGUCUCGCUCCUCGCCCUCCAGUGAGCUGCACCAGCAGGAAGUGUCGCCAGAGGAGAGUGCAGCGCCAGGAGUGGUCCCUGCCAAACAAUCUGAGGAUCCCCAGCUCUCGGCCAGACAUGAUGAUGUCCUGUGUCCAGGUGUAGCCGCUGGUCUUGGACCACAUAAAGGGGUCCCCUGCUCUGAGGAGAUUCCCGAGGAGCCCCAGGAGGGCCGCGGCCGAGCGGGGACCCUCCCACGUGACUACAGAUACUCGGAGGACAGGGGACAGACCCUGCUGCCAGCCACAGCGCUCCCUCUCACCAAGAGGCCCCCUCAAAGACCUCCACCCCCACAGCGUGAGCCUAGACAGCUCCGAGGUGUGGUUGGCGUGGGUGAGCCUGCUCACUUGGACACCCCUGCUACCCCAGACACCUCCAGGCAGCCUGUGCUCGUGCCCACACGGUCUCCAAGUCCCAGUGGCCCUGCGGACAGGCCGAGUGGAGCCCAGGUUGUGGGAGGCCCUGCAGAGGGCAGUGAGGCCAGCGGACAGGCCUAUGAGCUCCCACACGGCCCCCCACACGAAGCCCUACACCCCCCUAGCUGCCGGCUCCCUCACACGUCUGCCAUGGAGACGUCUCGCUCUCCUUCGCCCCAGUUUGCCCCCCAGAAGCUGACGGACAAACCGCCCCUGCUCCUCCAGGAUGAGACUUGCACCAGGAUUGAAAGGGUGAUGGGCAGCCACAGUACAGUGAAGAUAGUGCCCGUGAAGAUCGUGCAUGCUGAGAGCCAGCCCGAGAAGGAGAGUCGCCAAGGCCUGGCCCGCCCUGCUGAGCUGCCCGCCCUGCCCAGUGGGCUGGAGCGCGACCAGAUCAAGACACUGAGCACAUCGGAGCAGUCAUACUCACGCUUCUGCAUCUACAGCCGCCAGGGUGCUGCCCCUGUCCCCGCCCCAGACAGUGGCCAGGCCUGCCCCACGGUGCCCACUACAAGCACCAGCACUGGUGCCAGCACCACCAAGGCCAAUCAGAGGUCGGCCGAGGACCUAAAGUCCGAAGAGCUGGCUCGGGAGAUUGUGGGCAAGGACAAAUCACUGGCGGAGAUCCUGGACCCUGGCAUGAAGGUGCGGACCACCAUGGACCUGAUGGAGGGCAUCUUCCCCAAGGACGCCCACCUCCUGGAGCAGGCCCAGCAGCGGAGGAAGCUGCUGCCCAAGAUGCCCUCACCUCGUACCACAGAUGACAGGAAAGAGGAACUGAACACACUCUCGGCCACAUCCCUGGCCACCAACUCAGCCUAUUAUAGCACAUCAGCCCCCAAGGCGGAGCUGCUCAUCAAGAUGAAGGACCUUCGUGAGCAGCAGGAGCCAGAGGAGGACUCGGAAGGUGACCUGGACCACGACCUGUCUGUGAAGAAGCAGGAGCUCAUCGAGAGCCUGGGCCGCAAGCUACAGGUGCUGCGGGAGGCACGAGCCAGCCUGCUGGACGACAUCCAGGCCAAUAGCGCGCUCGGUGAGGAGGUGGAGGCGUUGGCCCAGCGUGUGUGCCGACCCAAUGAGUUCGACAAGUUCCGCAUGUUCGUUGGUGACCUGGACAAGGUGGUCAACCUGCUGCUGUCGCUGUCCGGCCGCCUGGCCCGAGUGGAGAACGCCCUCAACAAUCUGGAUGACAGCGCGUCUCCUGGCGACCGGCAUUCACUUCAGGAGAAGCAACGGGUGCUGAUCCAGCAGCACCAGGAUGCCAAGGAGCUGAAGGAGAACCUGGACCGGCGCGAGCGCGUGGUCUGUGACAUCCUGGCGGGCUACCUGGGUGAGGAACGCCUGGCAGAUUACGAGCACUUCGUGAAGAUGAGGUCUGCCCUCAUCAUCGAGCAGCGUGAGCUGGACGACAAGAUCCAGCUGGGUGAGGAGCAGCUCAAAUGCCUGCUGGACAGCCUGCCACCUGAGCGAAGCAAAUAGGGGCCUGAACCCCAAACUCUGCCAUCCCUAUUUAUAUCCUUGUCUCCUCUCCCCUGGCCCCCAAGAACCCAGCAGUAGCGAAAAGCCUCUGAGGAGAAAGAAAACAAAACAAAACGAGCAAUAAUUUGUGUGUUGGGGUUGAGUUUGUUUCCUUUCCUCCUCUCCCUGCCGAAUGCUCAGUAGUGCCCUCACCCGCCCCCAGGGAGCACUGGAGAGCAGUGAGUCACUUGGGGGGGAUUUUUUUUUCU